Molecule: messenger RNA, 8237 nt
Organism: Dermochelys coriacea (leatherback sea turtle)
Lineage: Eukaryota; Metazoa; Chordata; Testudines; Dermochelyidae
Gene: TSHR
Product: thyroid stimulating hormone receptor
Exons: 10
Coding region: 131-2275 (714 amino acids)
Biological process (GO): G protein-coupled receptor signaling pathway
Cellular component (GO): membrane
Molecular function (GO): thyroid-stimulating hormone receptor activity; protein binding
Source: RefSeq, a predicted model, not a curated record
UGCCCAGUGGAAGCUCCAGCCCAGAAGCAGUGGUGACUGGUACAGGAGGGAGCCAAGGGGCCAGGAAGUGAGACCAGAGACUGGCAGCUGUGGAAACCCCAGGGAGCGCUGGGGGCUGAGGAAGACUCUGAUGCCACAGGGACUGCUAUGUUUGGAGAACUGGAGGUUUAUGGAGACUCAUCUGAGAACAAUUCCAAGUGAUGCAUUUUCUAAUCUCCCCAACAUCUCCAGGAUCUAUAUCUCCAUAGAUGCUACAUUACAAAGGCUGGAGGCCCAUUCCUUCUACAAUUUAAGUAAAGUCACUCAUAUAGAAAUUCGCAAUACUAGAAAUCUACAUUACAUAGAUCCAGAUGCCUUUAAGGACCUCCCACUGUUAAAAUACCUUGGAAUUUUCAACACUGGAAUUACGAUAUUUCCUGACCUCACCAAAAUCUAUUCAGCUGAUGUGAACUUUUUACUUGAAAUUGCAGAUAAUCCUUAUGUGACUUCAGUGCCUGCAAAUGCGUUCCAUGGGCUGUGUAAUGAAUCCCUUACACUCAAACUCUACAAUAAUGGCUUCACUAGGGUCCAAGGCAAUGCUUUCAACGGGACGAAGCUGGAUGCUGUCUACCUGCACAAGAACAAAUACCUGAAAGUUAUUGAAGAAGAUGCAUUUUGGGGCGUGCAUAGUGGACCAACCCUGCUUGAUGUCUCCCGGACCAGCGUUGCUGCCCUUCCAACAAAAGGAUUGGAAAACCUUAAAGAACUGAUGGCUAAAAAUACAUGGACACUGAAGAAACUACCUCCUGUAAAGACUUUUCUUCAUCUAAUGCGAGCUGACCUGUCAUAUCCAAGCCACUGCUGUGCUUUUAAGAACUGGAAGAAAACCAAAGGAAUUCUGGAAUACAUGAUGUGUAACCAGACCAGCAGUCACAAUUUUCAUAAGAAAAGAUCCAUCAGUACCUUCAAUGGCCCUUUUUACCAAGACUAUGCAGAAGAGGAUGCAGACCACACUGACACAGUGUAUGCUGAAAACUCCAAAUUCAGGGAUUUUCAUGGCAACUCACACUACUACGUUUUUUUUGACGAGCAUGGGGAUGGAGAUGUUGGGUUUGGCCAAGAGCUCAAGAACCCUCAAGAGGACAACAUCCAGGGGUUUGACAGCCAUUAUGACUAUACUGUCUGUGGUGGCAGUGAAGACAUUGUGUGCACUCCAGAGCCUGAUGAGUUUAAUCCCUGUGAAGACAUAAUGGGCUAUAAAUUUCUAAGGAUUGUGGUGUGGUUUGUGAACCUGCUGGCUAUCCCGGGUAACAUUUUUGUCCUCUUCAUCCUUCUCACCAGCCAUUACAAGUUGACUGUACCACGUUUUCUGAUGUGCAACCUGGCUUUUGCUGAUUUCUGCAUGGGACUAUACCUUCUCCUGAUUGCUUCGGUGGAUCUCUACACUAGGUCAGAAUACUACAACCAUGCCAUAGACUGGCAGACUGGGCCUGGCUGCAACACAGCUGGGUUUUUCACUGUCUUUGCCAGUGAGCUUUCUGUAUACACACUGACUGUGAUCACCCUGGAGCGCUGGUAUGCCAUCACCUUUGCUAUGCGCCUAGACAGGAAGCUUCGCCUUCGGCAUGCUUUGGUCAUCAUGCUGGGUGGUUGGCUCUCAUGCUUUCUUCUCGCCCUCUUGCCACUGGUUGGAGUCAGCAGCUACAUCAAAGUCAGUAUCUGCCUGCCCAUGGAUACUGAAACACUGUUGGCUCAAGCCUACGUUGUCUUUGUUUUAAUUUUGAACAUCAUUGCCUUUAUCAUCAUCUGCGCCUCCUACAUAAAAAUCUAUAUAACUGUGCGAAACCCUGAGUACAAGUCUGGAGACAAAGACACCAAAAUUGCUAAAAGGAUGGCUGUGUUGAUUUUCACUGACUUUCUAUGCAUGGCACCUAUCUCAUUCUAUGCUUUAUCUGCCAUUAUGAACAAGCCCUUGAUAACAGUCAGUAAUUCCAAGAUCCUGCUAGUGCUGUUCUACCCACUCAAUUCUUGUGCCAACCCCUUCCUCUAUGCUAUUUUCACCAAGGCUUUCCGAAGGGAUGUCUUCAUCCUGCUCAGCAAAUUUGGCAUAUGUGAGCAUCAGGCUCAAAUCUACCGGGGCCAGACAGUCUCAGCCAAAAACAGCAGUGGUUCUUAUGGCCAGAAAGGCAGUCGAGGGACAGGUCAGGACUACCAGGACCCACAUGAUGACUGUCACCCUGCAAUUGCGAUGCAAGAGCAAAUAGUUGUGGAAGACUAUACACUGACUGUGUUAUAGCACCUGAAAGCAUCACAAUUGCAGUGCGAUCAAUCAGAUGGUAAUUUAGUGAUAAAAAAAAUCCAGUGAUAAGAUACAAUUUUUCCUAGUUGUUUUUGAGGAACAUCUGUAGUGAUUUUUCUUUUGAGUGAGCCAUUCAUUUGAAUCUCCAAUCUUAUAUGACUGUCAGUGUAAGAGAGAAGGUGCCAGUUAUGAUGCAUCUAUGAAUACUCAGUAUAAAUCAGAAAGUGAACAUAUUUAUAUGAAAUUUUAAACAUUCAUUCUUCUCUAAUUGGCUAAAGGGAAAGGGAAACAGCAUAAAUUUAGGGGAUACUUGUACAAAUAAAAUAGGAUUUUUAGAUUUAUAAUUAAAGUGGAGUUAAAUUAGAUAAUUAAUUUUUCAGGUUCUAGGUCAGAUUAGUCAGGCUAGCUUGCUUGCUUUUUUUUUUAAAUCAAAAGAUUUAUUUGUUUUUCUAAUUGCCAGUUUUAUGAACUGGGUUUCUUUCUGCUCCUAUUAUCAUCACUUAUCAAAAAAAUUCGGCAGUUGGAAUUUAAUUUAUAAUUUUGUUGAAAAUGUAUGAGGCAGAAUAGAAUCCAGCUGGCUUUCCCAUCGCUCAUGUUGCCUCACUAGGCCAAACAACAGUAAAAACCAUUUUUAAAAAUAAGUUAAAGAGCAGAUAGUAAGGCUUUAACUUCUUUUUUCUUUGUGUGUAGGGAAAAACUUCCUGACUCUCUCUCAAAUGGUGGGAUUCUGACUUUUUGAGGUGAGUUUAGGGGGAGAUUUAUUUUAAAUUUCUUUUGAAACUGUCUGUCCAGACUAAUGGGUUCAGAUCCCAGUUUUACUGAUGGUGAUAGUUACUUGCUUUUGAAGCUGAAAGAAACUCAAAUGAAAUUUUGAUACUAAAAAUUAACAUUAGGGGAAGCAAAUUGCUUGGCUUUCAUCUAGUCAUCUGAGUAUAGUAUAAGAGUUUGGCACUUUAGAAUAUGUCUACAUUGAAAAGUGACGAUGUGACUGUAGUACAGGUAGGCAUAUGUGUUAGCUUUUAUCUAGCCAGAAUGGGUAAUAAUAGCAGCGUAGACGUGGUGGCAUGAGCUUCAUUAUGGGCUAGCAAACAGAGUAAAAGCCCUCCAGCAGUAUGGGAUAAGGCAGUGUGAUCAUGACAGCCACUCCCUGAUGCCUAUUUGCAAGCCACAGUCCCUCACAUUGCACGGUAACUUUAAAGAGAAUGUGCAAAAGUAGAAGUGGAUUUGUUCUUUUGUUGCUUCUUUCUGGCAUACAGUCACAUAACAGCAAGAAAGGGUCAUAGCUGCCAAGUAUUUUGCAGCUCCACAUGUGACAUUUAUCACAGAUGAAAAAGAAUCGUCAUUCUUUUUGCCACAUGGUCCCACUAUCAUUGCUCAGGGUGGAGAGGUGUCAUUUGGGAAUGGUGGCAAUGUUCUCACUACUGAGGAAUGUCAGACAAGGAGCUACAUACAACUUCACCCCUUCAUUUUCCCCCCAAAAGGCAACUAUUUCCUACUGCCACCCAAAAGUCCAUUUACGUUCCCUACCUCCCCAUGUUUCGGGUGACCAGACAUCCCAUUUUUAAAAGGACAGUUCCCAUAUUUAAGCACUCCUGCAGGUGUCCUACUUCUUCUUAAAAAAGGGCAAAUUGUCCCAUAUUUUCUGUCUUCCGCCUCCCCCACCUCCCCAAACAGUACUGAUGGGUCCUGGUACUGGUCAGAUCCUUGCUUACCAGCCACCCGCCCACCAGCAGUAAGUUGGGGGGGGGUCCAGGGGCUGAUGAUGGGGGUGGGUGUGCCAGGCUGCUGCGCUCGAGGCCCGCUGCUGGUCCGACAGCACAGCCCCCACUGCGUGCCGGCUCUCAGGCAGCAGGACCUCACCUCCUGUUCUGUUUUUGGCCAGCACUGGCUGUGCGUUGCAAGCUGCGGUGGCUGGUGAGUGAGGGCAGGCGCCAGGCAGCGGCUGGUUACAUGUCGCCUCUGCUGCCCACCCAUCAGCUUUUUAUGUGCUCCCCCUCUUGCUGUCCUCUCCUGCUUUUCCCCUUCACCCCACCUAGCCCCACUGCUCCUCCAUACCCCCCCCCCAGCGUGGUGCAUCCCACUCCCAGUGCUGUGCGGAGAACCAGCCCCUGGUCGAAGUGCUCAGCUCACCAACAGCUUGGCCGGCAGGCUCCUUCCUUCCCCCACUGCCUCUGGCUGGGCUGGCACCCCAGGAAAGCCCAGGACUCUCCGGCCUGGGGCGCUGGCCAGGAGAAGCUGAGCCCUGCAUGUGCCAAAGCCCCACACAGCGCUGGCACUGGGAAGCCUCCCCACCCCUCAGCUAAGCUCUAGAGUGGUGGCAGGAUUCAAUUUCCAGCCUGUUUGCACCCUGACCCUGCAGGCUCCACAGCAGAAACCCAAGCAGGGGCUUAGCAUCCCCUUCCCCUCCCCACCGUGGGUUCUGCCCCCAGGGAGUACAGGGCUGCUCUGUCCCCUAAGCGUGAGACCCUGUGUGCUCACCGCCCCACACACACACACGUUGCAUCAGGAAGCGCCAGGUACCAGGAGGGUGGAGAGUGCCGGGCAGGGAGAGUCGGGUUGGUCAGUCACACCCACGUGUGAGAAGUGUAUGGGAAUGUGUGUGUGUGUCAUCUCUCCCCAUGUGAACCCUAAAGCCUAAAGAUAAGAAGGUAAAUAAAAAUAAUCCAAUUAUGCUGUAUUUCUUUUUAACAGGCGCUCAGUCAACUUGAUGUUAAUUUGAACGUUUGUACUGCAUAGUUCUGACUGAUUGCCGUUGAACUCACUUGCAUAUGACUCAUUUUACCAAGGGUCCUGUAUUCAGCAUAGGGAAAUAUGGUCACCCUACCCAUGUGCCCUGCUGCUGCCGCCCCUGUUCCACCUACUCUGUUAGGCACCAGAAAGCCCUUGGAUGGGAUUGGGGGGAGUGCAGGAAAAGGUGCUGGAAUAUUUAUUGCACUUUGCCCCAAGUGGGGGAAGAAACAGUAGCAACUCCAGGAGGAGGGGAGCCCCGGAGAAGGACAAUUGUAAGCAGAGAAGACGGGGGAGAGGAACCUCCUUGUAGCAACGCCCACCCUCCAGCAGUGGGAAAUGUGAGGGCAGUAGGGGAAUUCCACCACUUGGCAGGUGAUGGGGAGGGAGAGCUGGGAGUUUGGCCCAGCCUUUGAUAGGCACAGCCCUGGGAAAGUUUCUGCCCCAGUAGUAAGGGAUUCCCAUACCCAUAUUUGGGCUUUGCCUUGCCUUUAAAAGGAAAGACCCACCACUCAGCUAGCCCAGUGUGGGAGUUGGCUAGACCAGCCCAGCAGGAAGAGAAAGGUCAGCCUCCCUGUAUGAAUUGGGGUGGGGGGGGGCAGUGGAGAACCCCAAAGAAUGAAGAUGGAGUGACAGGGAACUGCUGCUCCAAGAAGAUGGAAGGGGUGGGGGGAGAACAAGGCCAUCAGCCUUGUUUCUUUCUUCUGCAAGAAGACAACAAGGGUUAGUUCUCAGGGGGCUGGGGAGCAGGAGUAAUUUGUGGGAUGGGAUAACUGAGCAGUGCAGGGAGUUGAAGGAGUUGGGGGCAAGAGCUCUGGGUAAUUUUGGGUGGAUCAGGAGCACAGUGGAUCUGGUGCACUGGGGAACAGGGAUAGUUAAAAUACUGGAUUGGGUCAGCAGUUGGCUCAAAGAUUUGGAUAAGGAGUCCAUCACUGGCACAGCUGCUCAACCUUUACCACCAGAGAAAGCUAGCAUGUACUGUGCAUGUGCAAUGUGGGGAGUAGCAGCUGCUUAUCUCACUUCCCCCCAACUCAUCCCUUAUUGUGUCACUAGCCUAUCUUAAGGAAGAGGCUGUACAGAUUUUAUCAGAGUGUAUUUCCCAUACACAGGGGGCUGCAUGGGGGAGAUAAGCUCAAAGGUGUCAGAGAGAGGCUGGCUCAUUGAGCAAUCAAUAAAGACUGGAACACUGAUGGAAGAAGGUAAGUGGUACCAGAAGAUGUCUAAUGAUUCUGCCAAACGGCUGGGUUGCAAGAAACUAACUUGCUACUAGAAUAGCAGCUUCAGAGUGUAGCUUAGAGGAGAGCAAAAGUAAGCCUGCCAGGAUCAGGUGAGAUACACAUGUGAUACUUACAGCACAGCUGGGAGAGGAAAGGGUCCAAGAGCCUGACACCAAAGGGAAAUGGUGCUGGUGCUUAAGGGAAUGCGUUUUGAUGGAGGAACAGCUGCACCUUCCCAGCUGUACAGUUAUUGCAUGUGCCUGCCCCUUUUUCACUCACAAGGGAACAAGCAGAGGAAGCCCAGAGCCCAAUGAAGCCCUACCCCCACCACCCCGAUUGCCCCUCCCUCCCUGCUGCUCAGGAUUCCAUUGUCCCAGACCCUGACCUAAGAGUUCCUCACCCCUUCAAAUACUCCAGCCCCAGAUCCCUCAGAACUCAUGUUGCUCCAGACUCCAAAGUGCUCCCUCCCCAGAUUUCUGAAGUGUCCCAGGCCCCUCCAGGCUCACAGUGGGUCCCAGCACAACUCAGGACUCAUCUUUGGAGUCAUAUGAGGGAGCCUGGUGGCCUUUUCCCUCCCUUCCCUUCCUGUGUUCUGGGAGUGACCAGCAGGACUGGCCUCUUACUUAUUUGGGGGAGCUGCCCCCAAAUUGUGACCUUUUAUUUUCAAAGGUGGAGGCCCCUACUCCUGCUGGACAAGCCUAAUUGGCUCCCAUCUGGAGUGUCUUGACUUUUAUAGAGGCGUUGUCCUGCUAAGAGAAGCCGGAACUUGGAAGGUUUCCUCUGCAUGCUGUGAGCAGGGCCUCCCAAGUCCCACACCUGUCAAAGGAAGUACCCAGGCCUUUUGGCUGCACCUGCAAACCACCUGAGAGAGGGAUGAGCCACUGUGUCCCUUCACCUUAUGUCUUUCUUCUGCUUGAGGGUACUUCUGCCUCUUCCCCUGACCGGGCAUGGUAGGGGCUAAGAUACUGUGCCUGUUGCCUUGCCCCACUUUUGGAUGACAGGACUUGUACCUGGCACCAUUUUGCCUCUUCUGAUUGCCUUGGGCAGCUGAGCCCUUCCACUUCUCCCCACUGACUUGGUUUGAGACUUGUUGAUAGCUCACUGACAUACCCAGAACAGUGCUGUUGUGACCCUCCCAAGCAGCAGCAUUUCUUUGGGAGCUCAUCUCAGGCUUCACCCCACCUGCCCGCUCCUCUGCCUCCUUGGCUCCUCUCUGAGAUUCUCCUUCUUCACAGUUCUUCCUAGCUGAGGGGAGUAAAGAUCUUGGCAUGAGCAGCCAGGAGUGAAGAUCCUGAGGACAUCCUGGCACUUGAUAGAGCAGCAGGAAUCCACAAAGCAGUAAGAGCAGCUAUUGAUUUUUGCAAGGAAGGUGAUGACAGAAAUUGACUUUGAGGGGAGUGGGGACACUUCAAAAUUUUCUAGGGAGGCCCACCAGAAACUUCUAUUCAAAAUUUUUGUUGUCUCCCUUCCCCCCCCCUACUUCUCCAAACCUCUCCCAUGGGUCAAGGGCAGCCCCUCCUUGGGGGCAACAUUUGAGAUCAAUAUUGUGACAUUUCUUACCACAAAGUAAAAGACUCUAACACAGUCCCGAGUAUGGGAAUAAGGCCUUAUCUAUAUGACAAAGAUUUUCUGCAAACGUUAUGCCGCUUUAAUUAAAGUGCUUUAAUUAAAACCGCUGUUGCAUGUCCACACUAACAGCUCUUGCAUUGACACAGAGAGCAGUGCACUGUGGUAACUAUCCCACUGUGCAACUGGCCGCAGGGUGCUUUGGGAAGGCUUUGCAAUGCCUCAUGGGGCAGGUUUCUUAAUCCUAGUAGAUUGUGAGCCGCUUUUUCAACUGAAGUGGUGUGAGGGCAGGGCAAGGAGAGUGGCGUGUCUGGGACGGGGGAGACAGCAGGCUGAUCGACCUAUCCUGGGGAAGGGGGCCACUCCCGCACGCCAGCCCCCAGCUCUGCUCCGCAGGGCAGUAUCUCCCAAAACAGCCCGCUCUGCCUGCCCGCCUAUGGUUCUGUGAU